AACUGCCGGCGGUCGGUGACGUCAGGCGGGUCCGGGCGGGCCGUCGCCGUGGCAGCGGGGAGCAAAGAUACGAGUAUCUUUGGCCGGGAGCGGCGGCGGCGGCCAUGGAGGCGCUGGAGGAGGCCGGCCUGCACUUCGACGAGCUCAACAAACUGAGGGUGCUGGACCCGGAGGUAGCGCAGAGCACGGUGGAGCUGAAGGAGGAGUGCAAGGACUUUGUGGAGAAAAUAGGCCAGUUCCAGAAGAUUGUCGGUGGGUUAAUUGAGAUUGUUGAUCAACUAGCUAAAGAAGCUGAGAAUGAAAAGAUGAAGGCCAUAGGUGCCAGAAAUCUGCUGAAAUCAGUGGCCAAGCAACGAGAAGCACAGCAGCAGCAGCUCCAAGCUUUAAUUGCUGAAAAGAAAAUGCAACUCGAACGAUAUCGGAUCGAAUAUGAAGCUCUCUCAAAGGUGGAAGCUGAACAGAAUGAGUUCAUUGAUCAAUUCAUUCUUCAAAAGUGACAAGUGAUGGGGAAGCAUUAAACAGAAAAAACGUAUAUUUAACACCAUAAAGGAGAGAACAUUUCAGUGAUUAUUCCAUUCUGCCAUUCCAUCAACAGAGGGUUUUAAACACAGUGCAUUUUGGAGUGGAUUCAGUGUUAUUUCAGUGAAUAUAAAGCAUCUAUUUCUAUAAUGCAGAUUUAUAUAUGGUUUUUUGGACCAUCUUGGCAAUUUUUGCUACACUUUUUAAGAUUACAUUUCUGCAAGCAUCAGAACACGAAUAUUGUGUAAAUACUUUGUUGGCUCUUAUUUUGUAUAUUUUAUGUUAUAUCUAAUAAAUCAAUCUUUAAGCAUGUAUGAUCAUGAGUUACAAUUUCUA
Molecule: messenger RNA, 855 nt
Organism: Amblyraja radiata (thorny skate)
Lineage: Eukaryota; Metazoa; Chordata; Chondrichthyes; Rajiformes; Rajidae
Gene: ift20
Product: intraflagellar transport 20 homolog (Chlamydomonas)
Exons: 4
Coding region: 105-497 (130 amino acids)
Biological process (GO): cilium assembly; protein localization to cilium
Cellular component (GO): cytoplasm; centrosome; non-motile cilium
Source: RefSeq, a predicted model, not a curated record